AUGCUCCUGCUUAGGUUCCUCCUGCUUUCUUUGCUGGCUGCUCUGCUGCUUGGGGCUGCUCAGUGCAAAAGGAUCACCUGCCAAGACAGUUGCUGCUCUUUCGUUGAGGGAUUUCCAGUCAGACUGAAAGCACUUCGUUCUUCAUACUCCAUCAUCCGAGACUACUAUGAAUCCAAGGAUGAACUGGACACCGCACUGUUCAACAGGACAGUCCUUCAACACUUCAAAAGCUCUUACGGGUGCAGUGUCAUGAACGACGUUCUGCAUUUCUACCUGGAGACCGUGUUGCCCAGCGCAAUCGGCGGACACGUGGGCAAAAAGAACUUCAAAGCACCCAUCGACACCAUCGGAAACUUAUUCCAAGAGCUUAAGAGGGAGCUGGUCAAAUGUAGGAGUUACUUCACAUGUCGGAAACCUUUUGAAAUCUCCAGCAUCAAGAACUCAUACAGUCAAAUGGGAGGAAAAGGCAUGUACAAAGCCAUGGUAGAGCUGGACAUGUUGUUCAAUUACAUUGAAGAUUAUGUGGCUUCACACAAACACUGAAUUAAUGGACAAAAAGGACACUGGAUGAGCCAAAGGAACCCCUAUUUGAAUAGUGUGCAAAUUAUUCAGAAGACUGGAAUAUUUAUACUAAAUGUGUCUGAACUAUUUAUUUAUUACUACUGUCAAAAUGUUGUUUCUCCUGUGCUACCACACUAAAUCAAAUGUACUUGGCUGUUUUUUGUACAGCACUAGCAACGUGUUGUUGUGUUUUACCUUCCUAGAAGAUAUAAGCCUAUACUGUUUAAGUCAUAUUGACCACAGCUUUUCUGUAACGUAGUUGCUUUUUGCAAUGAGGUGUAAUAACUGUUUCAAAAACGUCAACAAACUCUUUAAUAUUUAUUAACAGUGUAAUUGCUACUUCACAGCUUGUAAUUUAUUGUUUUUUUUUUAUGUUUCAAGUGCUGAUACUUUGGAAAUGAAGUUUUAA
This is a messenger RNA of Hemibagrus wyckioides, 970 nucleotides long. RefSeq names its product interleukin 10 (gene il10). NCBI's taxonomy places the organism in Eukaryota, Metazoa, Chordata, Actinopteri, Siluriformes, Bagridae. The transcript has 5 exons. The record is from RefSeq and is a predicted model, not a curated record. Gene Ontology annotation, cellular component: extracellular region. Gene Ontology annotation, molecular function: cytokine activity. The coding region runs from base 1 to 543 and encodes 180 amino acids. Gene Ontology annotation, biological process: immune response.